Messenger RNA from Colletotrichum truncatum, 1257 nucleotides. Lineage: Eukaryota; Fungi; Ascomycota; Sordariomycetes; Glomerellales; Glomerellaceae. The record is from RefSeq and is a predicted model, not a curated record.
AUGUCUCUCCCCAAGGGAAUCUCAUCCGUGCUGAAGAAGGCCCCCUCCGAUGUGGUCAUUCUGUCAUCCCUGCGAACGCCCGUCUGCCGUUCGAACCGUGGACAGCUGAAAGACGCAUUCCCCGAAGAGCUGCUCUCGACAGUUCUCAAGGCCACUGUCGAGGCCAACCCGAACCUCGAUCCCGCCAAGAUCGAAGAUGUCGCAGUCGGCGUCGUCCUCUCGGAGCUCGGCGGUUCCAAGGCCGCCCGCAUGGCCAUGAACCACGUCGGCUACCCCAACACGACCUCCCUGUACACCGUCAACCGUGCCUGCUCGUCGUCGCUGCAGUCAAUCGCCCUCGUCGCGUCACAGAUCCGGUCCGAGACGAUAUCCGUGGGCAUCGGCGCUGGAAUGGAGAGCAUGACCCGCAAUUACGGCAGCCGCGCGAUCCCCGUCGACGUGUGGCCUGCGCUGAAGGAUUCGCCGGUCAAGGAUGCGAGGGACUGCAUCAUGCCCAUGGGAAUCACUUCCGAGAACGUCGCCGAGAGAUACGGCGUCUCCCGCGCCGACCAGGAUGCGUUUGCCGUCCGCAGUCACAAGAAUGCUGCGCGCGCAAGGGAGGAUGGGUCGUUUGCCCAGGAGAUUGUGCCGGUUACAACGAGAUACCAGGAGGUGGACAAGCAGGGCAACAAGGUCGGAGAGGAGCAGACCAUCACCGUCACUCAGGACGACGGUAUCCGCGCAAGCGUCAGCAUUGAGGCGCUGGCGAAGCUGAAGCCGGCUUUCAAGGCGGACGGAGCCAGCACGGCAGGCAACUCAUCACAAGUUUCAGACGGUGCCGCGGCGACUCUGUUGAUGCGACGAAGCACCGCCACGGAGCUCGGCCUUACCGAUAGCAUCAUCGGCAAGUUCGUCUCAGCGACCACCGUCGGUUGCGCUCCGGACGAGAUGGGUAUCGGUCCGGCUCUGGCCAUUCCCAAGCUGUUGAACCAGCUCGGCUUGGAGAACAAGGACGUCAGCCGUUGGGAGAUUAACGAGGCUUUCGCCAGUCAGGCGAUCUACUGCCUGAGGGCGCUGGGCCUGGAGCAAGCUUAUGAGGAUGGAAAGGUGAACCCCGAUGGUGGCGCAAUCGCUCUGGGCCACCCUCUGGGUGCGACUGGUGCGCGCAUGACGAGUACUUUGCUGCAUGGUCUUGGAAGAUCCGGCGGAGAGGUUGGUGUUGUGAGUAUGUGUGUCGGAACCGGCAUGGGUAUGGCCGGCCUGUUUGUUAGAGAGUAA